GUCUUUAAUGUUAAAAGUUUAUAAAAACCAAGUUCCUAACAUAAAUCCUUAAUUUAACACAUAAAAUGCAGUCUCAUCAAAGUUCAUUUGGUCAAGAAACAGGGAAUAAAAAUUAUGGUCAUCGUCGUUUACCUACUGUUGGCAAAGCUAUGCCUGUCACAUCACUCCUAUUAAAUUUUCCACCUAUUCCACCAAGGCAUACGCGUAGCGAACGUUUAACGCCAGAACAGGAGGAACGUCCACCAGUUUUUUUUCCUGUUAAUGAAAGAAAAUCACUUUCACUUUCACCAACCAUCUCAAAGAAAUCAAAAUCAACUGAUUCUGAUGACGAUAUUAAUCUAGAUCAAGAAUAUGAGUUAUUAGUAUCUGAUUGUAGCAGCACUACAGAUGGUGAUGACAAUCAAGAUCCCAAAGACACUGAAGAUACCGUUUCACUAAUUGGCAAUUCCAUUUUCUAUAGACCUUGUUUGACGUGCACAAAUACUGCACCACCAGACUUAGCUAUGCGUCCAAGUGCAAUCAAUGAAAUGUGCCGCAGACUGUGCACUGAUGAAUGCCGUUUGCGUUUAAGUUUAGCUGGUUUUGAAGAUCCAAUGAUAAAGAUAAAAGCAAUGCAGUCAAAAGAAGCACUAACUACUUAUCUAAACGAUACAAUGGAAUUUGCUAAGAGCGACAAUGUUGGUUUGUCAAAAUCAAUGACACAAAUACCACAAGCGCCCACAGGUAUAGCCAUACAAAGAAAACAAUUUCUAACUAAAAUUUUGCAACCAAAUGCUAUUGCCACAGAUGCAGAUAGUAUUUCCUCCUCAGACAGUGAGGCCGAGGAAUCAAACACAACCAGUGAACUGUUUAAGAUAAUUGCUAACCUAGUUACCACGAAAACAUCAACUUCAAAUUCAAAGUUGCCACUCAGUCCAGAGCACGAAGAAACUACUUCGAUUGAGGUUGCAUGUGGAAAAGCUAAUAAUUUAAUCGAUCCACAUGAAAUUGUUAUGCUCAAGGAUUUUAGUGAGAAAUUCGAAAUUGCGGAAGCGUUGGCAAAAACCUCAGCAAUGACCUCGACGUCGCAAAUGAAACAACGUCUGGCUGCGCGUAAACUGGAAAUUGAGUUGGAGAACACGAACACACCGAAAACAAGUCAGGGAACCGUCAAAAUACCCGCGUCAGUGUCAGUAGACAACAAAGCUGUAGACGUGCGUAUGGCACAAGGUGUGGUCAACAUGUCUACCGCUGACACUAUAACCACCAAUGCGUUAGCAACAAUGGAUCCAUUAACAGCUUAUAGCAGUAAUGCAGGCAAUGGAGAGAACGUUGCAGACACAGUGGCAACAAUAAAACAAACAAUGCAAGACGGAAGUGAAUAUGAGCCGCCGAGGGAAGUACUUAUGUUUCUUGUGAGAAUGGGCUCAUUCAAUGCGGCGCCAAAAAUAAAUAACAUAGACUCUCAGGAUGACGGACUCGAAAUACCCAAAGGUCUAACCACAAAUGAUCUGCUACAAUAUGUGAAACAUUUACGUGGUGAAAAUCAACACCAAUUGCUUUCCAGAUAUUUCCUAAAACCAUCGCUGACAGUGAUGUCCAAUGAUAUUACUGACGGUUUCAGUUGCUUAAAAUUAAAUUCAGUCUCCAGAGUUUGCAGUGCUCCCAUAUCAUCGCCAAAUCAUAUACGUCUGUUCCAGUGGAAUAUAUUAUCACAAUCACUUGGUCAGAAUAACGAUGGCUUUGUUUGUUGUCCGGAUGAUGCCUUAACUUGGGAUCAUCGCAAAUUUCUCAUCAUACAGGAGAUUCUACAAAAUAAUCCGGAUAUAAUUUGUCUACAAGAGGUUGAUCAUUUUAAGUUCCUGCAAAAUAUUUUGGGCACACAAAACUAUGAAGGCAUUUUCUAUCCCAAACCCGAUUCACCUUGUCUGUAUAUCGAAGAGAACAAUGGACCAGAUGGUUGUGCUAUAUUCUACAACCGUGAUAAAUUCGAUUUGGUUAAUUUUGAUACUCGUAUUCUGGAAGUUUGGCGUGUGCAAAGCAAUCAAGUAGCCAUCGCUGCUAAUCUAUCUAUCAAGGCAACGGGCAUGGAGGUUUGUGUUUGCACCACUCAUCUGAAAGCACGGCAUGGUUCAUUGCUAGCGAAGCUACGCAACGAACAGGGACGGGACUUGUUGCGCUUCGCAAAACAAUUUGCCGAUGAACGACCAGUGUUGCUAUGCGGUGACUUUAAUGCGGAACCAAUUGAACCAGUUUACUCAACAAUGUUGAACUCAGAUCACCUUAAUUUAUCAAGCGCAUAUGCGGAUAUCAAAAUUGAAGCUGAAAAUUUUACAAAUGACCAAAAUGAGGCAGUAGAUAUAUAUGAUAAAGUACAAAAUUCCAUGCAACAUGAACCACCAUACACUACCUGGAAAAUACGCGAGGAUGGCGAGGAAUGCCAUACCAUUGACUAUGUCUUUUAUUCAAAGGAUAAAUUUAAAGUUAAAAACUGCUUGGAAUUUCCACAAGGUGAAGAAAUUGGCAAGAAUCGCACGCCCUGCUAUCAGUAUCCAUCAGAUCACUUCUCUUUGAUAUGUGAUUUUGAAUUUCUUAAUAACGAAGAGCUUAAAAAUAAAAUACAGUGAGAUUUUACAGGGUUGUAGGGAGUAGUUGCACAAUUCUAUUGUAAUUCCGCUGGUAUUCACAGAUUCAAUUUAUAAAUUGUGAUAUUAGUUGUUAGCUAUAUUUUUAGAUUUUUAGUUUUGACGAUUUUUUAAUACAGGAACACAAAAUAAACUUUAUAAAAACUAUUUUGACUUAUUAUAAUAAAGAAAC
Messenger RNA from Teleopsis dalmanni, 2796 nucleotides. Its product is annotated as nocturnin-like. Gene Ontology annotation, molecular function: poly(A)-specific ribonuclease activity. The record is from RefSeq and is a predicted model, not a curated record. The coding region runs from base 66 to 2606 and encodes 846 amino acids. Gene Ontology annotation, biological process: circadian rhythm. The transcript has 5 exons. Lineage: Eukaryota; Metazoa; Arthropoda; Insecta; Diptera; Diopsidae.